Messenger RNA from Engraulis encrasicolus (European anchovy), 2157 nucleotides. RefSeq names its product monooxygenase, DBH-like 1, like (gene moxd1l). The transcript has 13 exons. Gene Ontology annotation, molecular function: dopamine beta-monooxygenase activity; copper ion binding. Bases 1 to 1692 code for a protein of 563 amino acids. NCBI's taxonomy places the organism in Eukaryota, Metazoa, Chordata, Actinopteri, Clupeiformes, Engraulidae. The record is from RefSeq and is a predicted model, not a curated record.
AUGCAGGAGGAUGCUGCUGAGCCCCUGCCCUUCUCCGAGUACCUGGAUGCGGAUAAGCAAGUCCUGCUGCGCUGGGGCUUUGACGAGAUCCUCAGCAACAUCACCAUAGAGCUGUGCGUCAACACCACCGGCUGGGUCGGCUUUGGCCUGAGCCCCAACGGCGACAUGACAGGAGCCGACAUCGUCAUGGGUGGAGUGAACACGGACGGAUACUAUUUUGGGGACUACCAUGGGGUUGGGAAGAAGAUGCCUCUCCUUGACAGUAAGCAGAGCUACAGCCUGUUGUCUGUCACAGAGGCCAAUGGAAAGACCACCAUGAGGUUUAAGAGGUCCAUCAAGUCCUGCGACGUGAAUGACCUCCCCAUUACUGAGAGGCCAAUCAAGGUGAUCUAUGCGUACGGGCUGAUGGACGAGCUGGCCUACCACGAGCAGCGGCGGGGCACCAGAGAGCUCAACCUCCUCAACUACAUACCCCGCUCCAUUCCCAGCACCAGCAGUUACUUCGACAUGACCAUAGUCAAUUUCACAAUUCCUGACAAAAACACUCACUAUGAAUGCAGAGUGAUGGAGGCUCCCUCCUUCGCUACAAAACAACACAUCUAUCGGGUUGAGCCUCUGAUUGAGCAUGUGGAUCUAGUGCACCACCUGGUGUUGUAUAUGUGUCCUCGCCACGUCAACACCACCUUCCAGGAGCCCUGCUUCACCAGCAAGGAUGACGAUGUCUGCUUUCAAGUCAUAGCUGCAUGGGGGAUCGGGGGAGGGGAUUUUGAGGUGCCGGAGAAUGUGGGGCUUCCCAUUGGAGGAGACCAGGGAGACAUUUUCUACCGGCUGGAGGUCCACUACAAUAACCCCACCCUCAUCGCAGGCCGUGUGGACAACUCGGGUCUCCGCCUGCACUACACCUCUGAGCUGCGUGAGCAUGAUGCAGGUGUGCUGAUGGCUGGGCUGGCGGUGAUGCAGGGCUAUGCCAUCCCUCCCAACGCCACCUCUUUCCGCACGUACGGCAUGUGUGACACAUCCGUCAUGAAAGAGAACUCAACAGAUCUGCAGGUGUUUGGAGCUGCUCUGCACACUCACCUGGCGGGACGCAAGGUUCGAGUGGGUCACUACAGGAAUGGAACCCAGCUUGGAUUCAUGGCCAUGGAUGAACACUACAACUUUGAGUUUCAGCAGACCAAAAACUUUGGCAAAACACAAUCUCUUAAGAAGGGAGACUCUCUCAUGGUGGAGUGCACAUACGAAACCAGGGAUCGCACAGACUUCACAUGGUCAGGUCUUUCGACCCAAAAUGAGAUGUGCCUGGCCUUCCUCUUCUACUACCCAGCCUCCAGCAUGAGCAACUGCAUCAGCUUUCCUCUAAUGGAGACCCUGCCCUCUGCUGUAGGAGCCUCAAACUUGGAUGAAGCAUACCAAAUACUCAGCCAGAAGACGUGGAAUGAGGAGGCCAUCACUGACUACGAGAAGACCCUGAAAGAGCUCCCACAACUUUUUCUCGUAGGUGAUUCAGAGAACAACUACUACUUCAGCUCGGGCAGACUGGCGGACAUGAUGGCCAGCCCGACUCCCGAGUGCUGGAGGACCCCCUCAGGAUCCGGCUCGGGACCCUCCCCCGGGCCCAGUAGCAGCUCAUACAGGCUGCACAUGCACUGGCCACUCUUUACACUGCUGUGGGCCCUCCGUUAUACAUGGUGAUGUACAGCACUGACUAAACACAAUCACUUAAAGGUGCACCACGUAAUAUUUUUUGUAGUUUAUUUCCAGAAUUAAUGCUGCCCAUUCACAAAUGUUACCUUUUUCAUGAAUACUUACCACCACCACCAAUUUUUAAGUAUUCAUUAUGACUGGGGAAAUUGCACUUUUCAUACAUGAAAAGGGCUAUCUUCUCCAUGGUCCGCCAAUUUGAAUUCCCAGAAAUAUACAUUUUUAGCUGUAGAACUUACUGUACUUUGGUUUUACAAGUUAAUAUUGGUUUAUUAUUUAGUAAAUAUUCAUGAAAAGAUCAAAUUUGGUAAUAGGCAGCACAGUUUCAAUAAGCAGCAUACUUGCAGUACCCAUUCUGGCCACAUUCUACACAGUGCACCUUUAAAAUACUGUACACACAGUUAUACAGCCAUGAACCACAUCUCUUCACAAAUAUCCACACUGACCUUGGCUAGA